AUGUCCGCGGGCACCCAGCCACCCCUGCUGGUGUCAGCGCCUCCACGCCAGCCCCCCACGGUCACUCCAGGCACAGGGGACGCCCCUGCUUGGAGCUGGGGUGGGAGGGGCACAGCACCAGGGUGGCCGCCCUUGGGAGCCUCCGUCUGGGGGGAGGAGGGGGGAGACGCCGUCACCCAGGUCCCGGGCAGGGCCCCUGUGCCCCCCGGGGCCGCAUCUGCUCCUUCUCGGCCCAAGUCAAUGGGCUCCGGAGAUAGGGUCCUGCACCCCCCAGGCUCCACACCCCCAGACCUGCAGGAGGGGUUUCCUGACACCGCGAGGGGGAGGAGAGGCUCCCGGGUCCGCAGCGUCCCGCCCGCCCUGGGUGAUCAGACGUCGCACGCGGAGCACCCGCCCCGCCGGGCAAAUCGGUCUCGGGCUGAGGUUGGGGACAGCGCCGGGCGCCCGGCCAGCAAAGAGCGCGCCUGCCACCUGGCGGCCACGCGGGGAACAACAGCAGCAGGUGGACGGGGCCGGGGCCCCGGCAGGGGACCCGGGAGCCGGCAGGCACGGCCCACCCCGCAGGGCAGCCGCCGGGAGAAUCAACACCAACGCCUCAGACGCUGCAGAAAAUGCCCGCUGCCACCACGCUCUCCAAAGGGCCUGGGGGCCCCGUCUGCAGCCGGCCCACCCUCGGCCUCCCCGCUGUCCCCUGAGCCCGGUGGGCGUGGGCGGAUGCAGGAGAGCGAGACCCCAGGCUCAGGCACCAGGCGUGCAGGGAGGAGACCCCAGGCCAAGGGGCUGGAAGGGAGAGGUCUUGGCUCCUCCAUGGUCAGGGCCACGGGCACCACCCACCUCCACUUCCUGCUGGACCCGAGCCCCCAGCCUUGUCUGAGGGCCCACCAGGCCCCUAGCAAGGACGAGGGCAGCGCCACACUGUGCAGGCUCUGGGCCCCUUCCCUCCCCAGGCCUGAGAGGCCGGCGCUGCCCCCGAGGGGACCAUGCUGGAAGCAGAUGAUGUGA
This is a messenger RNA of Hippopotamus amphibius kiboko, 1002 nucleotides long. Its product is annotated as basic salivary proline-rich protein 2-like. The transcript has 4 exons. The record is from RefSeq and is a predicted model, not a curated record. The coding region runs from base 1 to 1002 and encodes 333 amino acids. NCBI's taxonomy places the organism in Eukaryota, Metazoa, Chordata, Mammalia, Artiodactyla, Hippopotamidae.